GGCUAACUAGAGUUCUGGACAGCUAAUGACUGAUGACUGUUGUUAGCCUGUAGUUGACACGGAUAUGAUGAUGUUUUGACCAUAAAAAGAUACAGAUUCGACUUGUUAUGUGUCUAAUAAAAAACUGAGGUAGAUAAAUAUCCCAACUGUACCCGAAAACCUGUUGCAGGGUGUAAGUUAGAGAACAAUUUCGUUGUUGUUGUAUCCGUUAGCCAGCUAGCUAGUCAUUUAGCUAACGCUAGCUACUGAUUACCACUCAGCCGUUAUUGAUUAUGUCAGAAUAAUGUGGAAUUUCUCUUUAUUGUUUCCGCGUUUUAAAUGCAUCAGGGGACCCGAAUUCAUCCAAAUACCCAUCAAAACAACAGAGUUUUGGGUCGUUAGCCCUAUAUUGUGCUAAUAAAAGGCCCGGAUGGAGCCGUGUGCAACAGGUGGCUCCGUGGCGCAAUGGAUAGCGCAUUGGACUUCUAGGCAACACUAGUGAAGUGAUUCAAAGGUUGUGGGUUCGAGUCCCACCGGAGUCGCAUUUUUAAAAAAAUAUGUAUUUUUUAAUAUUUUGUUUUUGUCAAUAAAAUACCGAGUUUUCAUGCACGCGAUUACUGGCAAAAAAAAAAUGUGGCUGAAAUGAUUUAGAAGUGUACUUGUAACAGUUACUGCAACAUCUCUUUUUGCGCUAAAAAUCUUUUAUGUAGCUAAAGAACAUUCAUUUGUGAUAUUCACCCAUUUCAGAAACCACGUUUACCCAGAUGAAUCGUUCAGUAUUGAUCUACACUGACCAAGAAUCUAAGGGUCUUAACCCAUUUUCUAAAUGAAAAGACACCAACCCUCGUCAUCUCCUAAAGACUACAUUACCCAGCAUCCGUCGCUGUUUCCUGCUGACCGGAGGAGGAAAGCACAUGGAUUUAUUUACAAAACCUCAAACAAAAUCGUUUUCGGCUCCACAAAAAACAACGUUAUAUGCUAAUGUAGGACGUUUAAUGUCUUUUCAGCCUGCAGAGGAGCUCGUAUUCAGCUUUAGACGGCGGUGUGAAGGCGUCUAGCUCUCAUUAAUCGUGUUUUUGUCCGUGUUUUGAGAGGUAUCUCCGCGCAGCAGGGAGCAGAUGGAGGGCGACAGAUGGGCUUCAACACGCCCGAGAAAGUAGGACACGCCCGGCUGGAUUAAUCCCAGGAUGGCCGGUGGCACCGCGGAGCACUGAACUCAACUCUAUCCAGUCUCCUCACCCUGGUUCCAUUCUGCUGUGCUACUGACUUUAAUCAGGAGGUGCAUUCACAAAGCAGGAUCUCCCAGCCAGCCAAAGAACUUCAUCCAAAAGUCAGAAGUAUCCAACAGGAGGAGAGGUAUGGUGGAUAACCGUUACGCCACAGCUCUGGUGAUAGCGUGUGUGCUGAGUGCUCUGGCCACAGUGUAUCUGUCGGUGGCGGUGGGCACUCAGCACUGGUACCAGUACAGCAGCCCCCCGGUGUACGGAGAGCACAACGCCUCUGAGCUGCGCUCACUGCGCGAUGAGUUCUCAGACGGAGAGUUCGAUGAGAAAACGUACAGCGACUCGCUCUUCCGCCUCAAUGGAACGGUGGGCCUGUGGUGGAGGUGCCUGCAGGUGCCCACCGACACGCACUGGUACAAAGAACCCGAUCCUAAGAUGGUGAUGGAGUGUGUGAGCUUCACUCUGUCUCAGCAGUUCACACCCAAGUACAAGGAACCAGGCAACCACAACAGCGGAGAGGACAUGAUACGAACCUACCUGUGGCGGUGUCAGUUCCUCCUGCCGCUUGUCGCUCUAGGGUUGGUGGUGCUGGGAGGGCUGGUGGGUUUCUGUGCAUGUGUAUGUCGCAGUCUCAGCCCCACCCUCGGUAUUGGACUGCUCCACCUCCUUGCAGGUCUGUGUUCGCUGGCCACUGUUUGUUGUUUCCUGGCGGGGAUGGACCUACUGCACCGUGUCUCGGUGGUUCCUGACCGUGUGGACGCCACUCUGGGCUGGUCACUCUACCUGGCCCUCAUCUCUUCGCCACUACACAUGAUGGCUGCUGCCCUGCUGGUGUGGGCUGCACGAAGCCACAGCAAGAGUUACUACCGCAUGACCGCUUACCGGGUGGCCUAGAGCCUGUCCAUCAACCAGUCACACAGCAGGAAAUCCAGGCUUAGUGUAUCGAGGGUUCAUGCAUCACCCUGAGCUCUGUUUGCGUAUUUCUGUUAGGGCUGCAACUAAUAAUUAAUUCCAUCGUCGGAUUAGUCUGUCGGCUGUUAUUUGAUUAAUCAGCUGAUCUGACUAUUCUGCCUUCUGGUCCUCUCUCUUUUCAAGCCCCCUACAUUUCCUGUAGUGUAUUACAGUCUAUCAGAAUGACUGUGUGGAUCAAAUAAACAUUAUAGAGCAUUAUAGAACAUUUUUUAAAUCAAACAGUAGAAAAAAGCUCAUAUGAACAUGAUAAAUUACGGUUGUUUUUUUUGGCACGUCAGCUUUUUCCAUUAUCGACUACUAAUGAAAUGGAACAAUUACGUGUUGCAGUCCUAAUUUCAGAAUAAUCCUGGAUUUCCUCCGUCUUGCUUUGGAGCUCUUAUCUGCGGUUUUAGGGCCCGAAGGUUUUUGCUCCAGUGCUAACGGCUGGGUUUUCUGUACACUGACGCUAAAUCAGCAGCCGAAAUGUGCUCAGAGGCUAAUCUGCUAGCUGUUGUGAGAGUAAUUGCCUCCUAGCUGCUUUCCAUAUUGAUGGAGGAGCAGAAAGUCCUUGAAUUAGUCAGUCAGUAACAUUAUAACACUAUCUAUAAACUCAAAAACCUGAUGUUUGGACACUUUCAUUGCACAGACCUGCUGCUGCUGCCCAUUGUGUUGAAUUUGGGCCUUAAUGCUUUAACUGCAUGGCUUCAUCGCUGUACUGUAGUUUCACUCCCUUUAUGAUUCUACCAGUUUUUUUUUUCCAAAAUUCUGCAUAAUUAAACGGUAAAAUGUUAACAGACUCAUUCAGAGUGGUUUGGUGUGAAACACUCUGUUCUAGAGA
Molecule: messenger RNA, 2991 nt
Organism: Colossoma macropomum (tambaqui)
Lineage: Eukaryota; Metazoa; Chordata; Actinopteri; Characiformes; Serrasalmidae
Gene: cldnd1a
Product: claudin domain containing 1a
Exons: 5
Coding region: 1338-2096 (252 amino acids)
Cellular component (GO): membrane
Source: RefSeq, a predicted model, not a curated record